This is a messenger RNA of Marasmius oreades (fairy-ring Marasmius), 1517 nucleotides long. RefSeq lists its product as uncharacterized. Lineage: Eukaryota; Fungi; Basidiomycota; Agaricomycetes; Agaricales; Marasmiaceae. Gene Ontology annotation, molecular function: protein binding. The transcript is spliced from 6 exons. The record is from RefSeq and is a predicted model, not a curated record. Gene Ontology annotation, cellular component: cytoplasm; nucleus. Bases 84 to 1406 code for a protein of 440 amino acids. Gene Ontology annotation, biological process: snRNA import into nucleus.
GAUGGGAAUACCGAGGACCAUGACGCGCGGACAGUGGUAGGACAGUGGCGCUGAACCUGCGCGCUAGAGACGCGCUUUAUCUCAUGGACCAUCCUCUCAUGUUCGCUUCGAAUCGGAAAACAACAUACAAGCUUCCGCCAGCUCAAGUUAUUACUACUUCUAGCUCUCAACAAGCAAGGCGAGAAAAGGCAUUGGAAGAUCAAAAACGAAGGCGUGCUCAGAAAGUCGAUCUCUCAAGACAACUCGAUGGAUUCGCCGACUUGAACUUGGCUGCAUCUGACGAUGAAGGCGAAGAAGAGACAGACGGAGAUGGUGUGAGGGUAGCUCACGGAGGGGUUGCAUCAUUCACAUCUGCAUUCGAGGCCACUCAGCCUUGCUCUAUUCCACCUAUGCCUUUAUCGGCUCUACUAGAGUCGAAGCAAAGUACAGCCUCUGGUGGACCCCUCAAUACGAAGAAGAAAGGGAAAAGGAAACGUACAACACGAGUAGGAGGAAAGAGCGAUCGAAAUCAGAAGUGGGCCGACAAAUGCAUGUAUGCAGAACUCCUUGAAAUGAACGAUGUCGAUACAUGGGUGCAAAGCCAACGAGCUGAUGACGGCUUACCUGAUGAUCUAGAAACAGGAUGGGUCGCAGUUGGACCCGUUCCUGUUGGCAAACGAUGCCUCGCGAUCUCCCGGGAUUCUUCUGGCAAUGGUGUAGAACCGAAUACAAUGCUCCGUUCCCGGCUCCUCGGAAAGCCUCUACUCCCUUGGUUUCCCUCAAAUCUCCCACCCCAUACAGUGUUGGACUGUAUAUUGGAUGAAAACUGGAAAGAUAACGGAAUUCUGCAUGUUUUAGACGUGCUGCAAUGGAAGGGUCGUGACAUAGCGGAUUGCGAAACACCAUUUAGGUUCUGGUGGCGAGAUACACGCGUAACGGAACUUCCACCCUUACCACCUCCAACCUCGGCCACUCCAGCGUCGUCGUCGACCAGUACUGGCGGUGUUCAAUCAUAUCACUUCCCCUAUCCAACCACGCUUCUACCGAUUCCCUACAACAUUGACACAUCUUUUCCCUCUCUGCUCCAGUCGAUAAUCCCCGCGGCUCGCUUAACCCGACCUGUGGAGAUUGUUAUCCCCGAAAACCCCAACUCUCACAUACAAACAGACAAUUAUCAACGGUCGUUCAUUACUUUCAAAACGGACAUUGCCUCCGAUGGCUUGUUGCUGUACGUAGCCGAGGCAUGUUACGAGUCUGGCACCAAUCCUUUGAGCAGCUGGAUACCAGCGCGAAAUUAUGAGGUUCCCGGGAGUGGCGCUAUGCAAACUACUUUCGAUUCACUCGGCCCGCUGGAUACAUUCGAGAAACUCGUUCGUCGACGCGUAGAACAGAAAGGAUCAUCGACAGAGGAUACUGAGAUGACGUAGGCGUAUGCUACUACGUAUACAUACAUCGAACUUGGUGACUUGGUACAUGUUGUCGCAGUUUUACAUCCAUGAAUCCACGCAUCGAUAGCCAUCCUGCAAAUUCCGUCGCUC